UCAUGUUAUCCGAUAGAGAUAGGAAGAAGUUGAACAACAGAUUACAGUCGUUGUACGAUCGUGUAUAUAAGAUCGAGGACCACGGACAUCCCAUAGCAACCACUUUUCAUACUUUACCUCUUCGUACUGGAACAGACUACUAUAAGAUUGUGAAAAAUCCUCUUUCACUCCACGGAGUAGGCCGCAAAAUCAAAAAUUCCAAGUAUGACGACGGUCAGCAGUUUGUUGACGAUCUUUCGCAGGUCUCUUGGAAUGCGCGAUUGUACAACAUUCGCGAGUCCAAGGUGUAUCGUCAUGCUUUGAUCCUCAAGCAGUUUGUCUUGACUGUAGUUAUUCCCAAGCUCAAGAACGAUAAAGCUGUGCCCAAUAGUAAAACGAUAGCGUAUCCCGUUUUGGGCGAUUUGCCCGAUGAAAAAGAUGAAGCUAAACUAGAGUCUGUGAGUAUAGUUCAGUAUGAAACCACUCCUCAGGCAGAGCCAGCAUAUUCUGGCUCUGGAGGGAGACCCACGCCGCCGCUUGACUACCAACAACAACAGCAGUAUCAGCAGCAGUAUCAACAGAGCUUCAGCUCCACUGGCAGCAUUGGAUUACUGUCUUCACAUCAGCUUUCACCACCUCCUUUUAAACAGUCUAAACAUGUAGAGAGUGGUAUAAGAAGAGGUCGUCCUCCAAUUAUCGAUAAGCCGUUCGAGACACGUAUCAAGUUGAUCUUAAAGAGCUUCAAGAAGUUGCGCGAUCCCAACAACGAAUCCAGAUCGUUGACACAGCACUUUGAUAAGUUGCCAGACACCAAGACAAACCCCCUGUAUUACCACACCAUUACAAACCCUAUUAGUUUGUUCGAAAUUAAAGUCAAAGUUCGUACCAGGAAAUACACCAGCGUUGAUCAAUUCAUCCACGACUUGGACGUAAUGUUCCUGAAUUUCCAAAUGUUCUACCAGAACGAUCCAUAUAGUGAAGAGUUUAUUGACUUCCAGAACUUCAACAGAGAGGCCCAUGCGAUUAUUCAGCAGGAAAUCAGCAAGAGUGACCAAGACUUGAUGGUGUCGCUGACUUCCGGUAAUGAUGGUGUAGUUAGAUACCCAUUGGACACGUUGGAGGUCAAUGGUUACUCGUACAAGAUUGGUGAUUGGGUGUUGAUCGAAAACGGAAAUGACCCCGAAAAGCCAACCGUGGGACAGAUUUUCCGUUUGUGGUCCACAGAAGAUGGCAAUAGAUACUGUAAUGUCUGCUGGUACUACCGCCCCGAACAGACUUGCCAUGUUGCCGAUCGUUUGUUCUUCUUGAACGAAGUCUGCAAGACUGGCCAGUAUCGUGACCAUUUGGUCAACGAAAUUGUAGGACCCUGUUACGUUAUCUUUUUAACUCGUUACCAGAAAGGAGACUUACCAGACGGAGUCAUUCCCGAUGGUGCUCCAUGGUUUAUCUGUGAAUUCAGAUACAACGAGUCCAAUCACGUUUUCAACAGGAUCAGAACCUGGAAAGCCUGUUUGCCUGACGAAGUCAGAGACCAUCCAGAACAGCCGCUUAUUCCUUUGAACGACACCCGUAAGUUGAUUAAGUACGAGUCGCCCAUCAAGUCUUUGUUGCCCAAAGAUGCCUAUAUUGGUAUGCCUAUACCCGAGCCAACUUUGGGUCAACCUAAAGCUCCUCCAUUAGUUGGACUGGUAUAUCUUGCACCAGCAUUCAAGGAAGAUGACUUGGGACAAUAUGUCACCAGUCCAAAUGUAGCGCCGAUGCCCGAACUCGACGAGACUGCCAGCGGUCGCCGUGCCUUCUUGUUCACACCUAUUUCUCAAUUGAAAGGUGGAGGGGGUGCCACAACCACAGUAUAUACUACCGGUGGAAUUGCUCUUCCAUCUGUGGAAACCGCCCAACCUCCAGUGGUUGUGCCAGUAGCAACAGCAGCUUACAGUGCUCCUAUUCCUGUUGUGGUUCCCGAAGAAAAACCGAUUCUUCCAGGGACCUACAAACUGUUACAAUCGCAGAUUCAAGAGAGCCAGUCGAAAAGGCUUCAGGAACAGCAAUUGCAGCAGCUACAACAACAGCAGCAACAACAGGUGUAUGGAAGAGUCAGCACCCCUCCUACAAGCAUAACGCCAACUGGUAGCAACUUCCACACUUCCACUUCGAACUAUUCAACGUUACUUGCGGGAGGAGUACUUUCCUACGCUUUAGACGAUGUUGAAGGGAAGUUGGCCGAUUUCACGGUGUUGAACAAAAGAAGAAGAAUCAACCAUAAUAGUAACAACGACACCCACACCGAGGUCGAGCUGGUAAUUUUCUAUCGUGCGCCCCCUUACGUGAUACCAGGAAACCGUAUCAUCACCAACAAUGCUACUGAGCUUGGCCAUUCAGCGGCAUACUUGGCUUGGAAGUUGAACCAGAGUUGAAAUGAGAAUGUGUAAAGAGUCUGUAUAAUUAGAAUGUAUUUUUAUUAUGG
This is a messenger RNA of Scheffersomyces stipitis CBS 6054, 2443 nucleotides long. RefSeq lists its product as uncharacterized. Lineage: Eukaryota; Fungi; Ascomycota; Pichiomycetes; Serinales; Debaryomycetaceae. Gene Ontology annotation, molecular function: protein binding; chromatin binding. Bases 3 to 2393 code for a protein of 796 amino acids. Gene Ontology annotation, cellular component: RSC-type complex. The record is from RefSeq and is a predicted model, not a curated record. Gene Ontology annotation, biological process: chromatin remodeling. The transcript has 2 exons.